GAGCGCCGGUUGCUGCCACGGCAUUCCUUGCUAAAUAUUCUCAACUCGAAGGAUUUGCUUUAUCCUGAGCUUGACUUCUAUUCUGUUAUCGCGCUGACUGAGAAGAAGUUUCUGGACAAGUAUGUGCAUCCUUAUGAGAAGAGUAUUCCAGGCCUUGCUGCGACUUAUGCAUCUUACUGUGCUGAGAAGGUGCCGAAUGAAGUUUCUACCUGAAAAGACAAAAUGGAAAAUGAGACUCUGUGCAUGCUUAGUCUGGGAGCAUGUUUCUGGAUUGUCGUGUUGGAAUAACAUUUUAAGGCACCAGUUGGUAACCUGAAAACCAAGAAAUGGAAGAGCUUCUGGAAAACUAUCAAGGUCUUCUGAUGGUUUAUUCGAUUUGUCCAACAACGACGAGUUCAGACUGGGCAAAUUUUGGUUGGUAGAUUUAGUUUAGUGGGGGAUGGCUGAUGGAGUAAUAGUGGUGCUGGUGCACAUGUUGAGUUGUAUUUUACCGAAAUUGUCUUGGUGACGAGCGAGACCUAAGCAACUUUUUUUUUUUGAAACGAGGCAAAAGAUUUGCCAUUUUCAUCAAUUAAGAAGAAGAGAAUUGCUAGGUUAA
Molecule: messenger RNA, 598 nt
Organism: Triticum urartu
Lineage: Eukaryota; Viridiplantae; Streptophyta; Magnoliopsida; Poales; Poaceae
Product: transcription termination factor MTERF8, chloroplastic
Biological process (GO): regulation of DNA-templated transcription
Molecular function (GO): double-stranded DNA binding
Source: RefSeq, a predicted model, not a curated record